Molecule: messenger RNA, 978 nt
Organism: Pseudomassariella vexata
Lineage: Eukaryota; Fungi; Ascomycota; Sordariomycetes; Amphisphaeriales; Pseudomassariaceae
Exons: 1
Coding region: 1-978 (325 amino acids)
Molecular function (GO): 4-hydroxy-tetrahydrodipicolinate synthase activity
Source: RefSeq, a predicted model, not a curated record
AUGACUGUAAGCAACAGCAAUGGACAUACGUCCGGCCGCCGGACUCUGCCGUGUGGUAUCUAUGCCCCGACCAUGACCUUUUUCGACCCAGAGACAGAGGAGCUUGAUAUCCCUAUCAUCAAGAAGCACGCGGUGCGACUAAUCAAAGACGGGCUAGUUGGUCUUGUGACCAUGGGAUCCAACGGCGAAGCGGCCCACUGCACACGUGAAGAAAAGAUGGCAGUAACACGUGCUACCAGAGAGGCCCUCGACGACGCUGGUUUUCAGGCGACACCGAUUAUCGUUGGCGCCACCGAGGGCAGUGUGAAAGGAACCAUUGAACUCUGCAAGGAGUCAGAGAAGGCUGGAGGGGACUACGUUUUACUGCUUCCCCCAAGCUAUUUCCGCGCCCACAUGGAUGAGGAAGCAGUCGAGGGUUAUUUCAAUGCUGUGGCGGAUGGCAGUCCCCUGCCUCUUGUGCUGUACAACUACCCCGGCGCUGUAUCUGGCAUCGACAUGGACUCGGAUCUGCUCAUCCGCCUUGCGAAACACCCCAACAUCAUCGGCACCAAGUUCACUUGCGGAAACACAGGCAAGCUGACACGUGUUGCACUCGCCACCAACGCAAAGACGCCCGCCUCCGAAGGCAGUGACUACAUGGCAUUCGGUGGCAUGUGCGACUUCACUGUACAAACACUGGUAUCAGGAGGAAGUGGCAUCAUUGCUGGCGGUGCCAACGUUAUGCCCAAGGUCUGCGCCAAAGUAUGGAACCUGUAUGCCGAAGGGAAGACCGAGGAGGCCAUCGCCCUGCAAAAGGUCCUGUCUAAGGGCGACUGGCCGCUGACAAAGGCUGCCAUUGCCGGCACCAAGCAAGCCAUCCAGACCUACUUCGGCUACGGUGGACACCCACGUCGGCCGCUCAAACGUCUUGAGAAGGCCAAGAUUGCGACCAUUGCCGAGGGGAUUCGGGAGGUCAUGGAAGUCGAGAAGUCUUUGUAG